CCUUUCAUCACCUCAUCCAAACUACAAACCUCAAACACACAACUUCAACCACCAACCAACACAACAACCUCAAUCUCUCAUCAUGGAGUCCAUCAAGCAGGGUGCCAACUACGUCGCUGAGACCGUCCAGGGUGCUGUCUCUGGUGCUUCCAAGGAGGCCAACAAGGAGGUCGCCAAGGACUCCAACGCUCCCAUCGGCACGCGCAUGAGCGCCGCCAAGGAUGCUCUUGGUGACAAGAGCGACGAGUCUAGCCACGAUGCCAAGGCCAGCGCCCACAAGGAGAUUGCCAAGAACUAAGCAAAUCGACAUUCGAUGCUCGAGCGACGGCGUUGGAACGUUUUGGCAGAUGGGAUAAGCUUACGAGAUUAUGAGAAGUUCUCAAUGAAUUAAUAAACCCACGUUUUGGCA
Emericellopsis atlantica is the source of this 409-nucleotide messenger RNA. RefSeq names its product glucose-repressible protein. NCBI's taxonomy places the organism in Eukaryota, Fungi, Ascomycota, Sordariomycetes, Hypocreales, Bionectriaceae. The coding region runs from base 83 to 298 and encodes 71 amino acids. The transcript is spliced from 2 exons. The record is from RefSeq and is a predicted model, not a curated record.